CAAAAACUACUAAUAGAACAUCCGUAAUCCGUAGGUCGCGCCACCAUAGCAUAGCAGCAAGUACAUCGUGAAAAUAGCUUUCGACCGAACAUUUGUACUGGUGACAAAGGCGAAUCGUCGCAAUGGCCACACAUACCAGGAUAUUGAGCCGAAUAAUUCCCGAUAGUUUGAAAGUUGGACAAUCGAUCCGAUUUAAUAGUUAUGAGGCCACUCGAAUGAAUUUGAAGUUGACGGGCAACACAAAAGUGAUCUGUCAGGGGUUCACAGGAAAACAGGGAACUUUUCAUAGUAAACAGGCCAUUGAAUAUGGCACUAAAAUGGUCGGAGGAGUGUCUCCGGGAAAAGGGGGCAAAACCCACCUGGACCUGCCUGUCUUCAACAGUGUCAAAGAGGCGAAAGCAGCCACAAACGCCGACGCUUCAGUCAUCUACGUCCCCCCUCCGGGUGCUGCCGCUGCGAUUUUAGAAGCAAUGGACGCAGAAAUACCUUUAAUAGUUUGUAUCACUGAAGGCAUUCCUCAACAAGACAUGGUUAAAGUAAAACAUAGACUUAUUCGUCAAAACAAAAGUAGGUUGGUAGGCCCGAAUUGUCCAGGUAUCAUUGCUCCCGAGCAGUGUAAAAUUGGUAUUAUGCCCGGACAUAUUCACCAAAAAGGUGUCGUUGGUGUAGUUUCAAGAUCCGGCACUUUGACUUACGAAGCUGUUCAUCAAACCACCCAAGUCGGUUUAGGUCAAACGCUCUGUGUGGGGAUUGGCGGAGACCCCUUCAACGGGACUGACUUUAUUGAUUGUCUCGAGGUGUUUUUGAGAGACCCUGAAACGAAAGGUAUUAUUCUUAUUGGGGAAAUUGGAGGAGUUGCAGAAGAACAAGCUGCGGAGUAUCUCAUGCAGCACAAUACUGGGCCUAAUGCGAAACCUGUCGUUUCGUUUAUUGCGGGGCUGUCGGCACCUCCCGGCCGGCGUAUGGGCCACGCUGGGGCUAUCAUUUCCGGGGGUAAAGGAGGCGCCCAAGACAAAAUCAAUGCCUUAGAGAAGGCCGGAGCUAUUGUGACCAAAUCACCGGCUCAAAUGGGCAACGAGUUAUUAAAAGAAAUGCGCCGUUUAGGAUUGGCAUAAACCCAUUUAAUGUCAAUUGAUAUUGUAUUAUAGUUUAUCCAUUAAAAUCGAUUAUACCCAAGCAGAGUGUAUUUAAUCCGCUUAUUAAUGUUAAUAAGAUAAUAUGAUUGUGUUCCAGUAACAUUGUUAUUUCAUUCGUUAAGUAAAAAACUGUUGUUUUAAA
This is a messenger RNA of Tribolium madens (black flour beetle), 1278 nucleotides long. It is a transcript of the gene Scsalpha1, whose product is annotated as succinate--CoA ligase [ADP/GDP-forming] subunit alpha, mitochondrial. The coding region runs from base 123 to 1115 and encodes 330 amino acids. The record is from RefSeq and is a predicted model, not a curated record. Gene Ontology annotation, biological process: tricarboxylic acid cycle. Gene Ontology annotation, molecular function: succinate-CoA ligase (ADP-forming) activity; succinate-CoA ligase (GDP-forming) activity. The transcript has 6 exons. Gene Ontology annotation, cellular component: mitochondrion; succinate-CoA ligase complex (ADP-forming). NCBI's taxonomy places the organism in Eukaryota, Metazoa, Arthropoda, Insecta, Coleoptera, Tenebrionidae.